Molecule: messenger RNA, 1279 nt
Organism: Sclerotinia trifoliorum
Lineage: Eukaryota; Fungi; Ascomycota; Leotiomycetes; Helotiales; Sclerotiniaceae
Source: the annotation of a GenBank genome assembly
AAUUCUGGAAUUGAUAUACAAGUGCAUGUCUUCGAUUCCAAGAUCUUUCGGGCUUCCAACAUUCCUAACAUUCUUCUGCACCCCGCAUCAAGAACGUGAGAUAAUAACUAUCUCCUGGUCAACUCUAAUGUUUUGAUUCUUCCUAUUAAUACAAUAUCAAAACAAAAGCUAUAUACCAAGUAAUCAAGCUCCUAAAGGGGAAUAACUUCAUAUAUUCUUCCAUGGUAACCCGGGAUCACGAGGAACUUAAGAAUUCGAGGUAAACAUCCUGGGUAUGUGUAUCAUAAUAAAUAAUCAAUUUUACAAAUACCAGAGGCCGUCAUGAUGGAUAUAAAAUGGGCAAGAAGUCCAUCAAAUCGACAUCAACAGCAUCAGCAUCGACUUCGACAACAACUUUCCACAUCUCGGCAAACAUCACACCACUACACCAAACCUCCUCCAAAACCAAAGAUCACUCACAACAAACCAACACACAAAUCAUACAUAAGAAACCCCAUCCAAAAUGCAAUUCCGCAACACACUCUCCCUCCUCACGCUCCUCAUCACCUCCACCCAAGCCAUCCAAGUAACCUACGAUCCCGGCUACGACAACGCCUCCCGCUCCCUCGACCUAGUCGCCUGCUCCAACGGACCCAACGGACUCGAAACCCGCUUCCCGCAAUACAAAUUCCAAGGGGAUCUACCCACCUUCGCGCGCAUCGGCGGUGCAUCCACGAUCGCCGGCUGGAAUUCCCCCAAUUGUGGAACUUGCUAUAGUUUAACAUAUCAAGGUGUCACGAUUAAUAUUUUGGCUAUCGAUGCUGCGGCUAACGGAUUCAAUAUUGCCGAGAGUGCGAUGAAUACUUUGACUAAUGGGAGGGCGGUUCAAUUGGGUAAUAUUGAUGCUGAUUGGAUGCUUUUGACGCCGGAUCAGUGUGGGUUGCCUGCUGAGGGUGGGGGGUCGCCGUGUCGUGCUUAGGUUGAGGUAGGGGAUGAAAUGAAGAGGAAUUUGGGUGAAGCGUGGAAGGGUGGAGGUGGAGUGAUAGAGUGAUGGAGGAUGGUUUAAUGUAGUGGUGUGAUGAUUGGACCGAUGAUGGAUAGAUGGAUAUUCGGUCGAUUGUUGCACUGUUCGAUCUUUCAAAUUAACCUUUUUAAUUCUUUAAAAUAAUACUAUCAAUAAUCUUCUUCAUACUUGUUACUUGUUACUUGGUACUUUUUACGUGGCUCAUCUGUGUUCCAUGCAUGCUCAUCCAUACGAUCUGUUUCUUUUCCCAUCUAUAGCACGCCAGAAUUCACAAAA